GUGGCUUGUGAAUCAAGUCUAAAGGCAGAAGCUGAACUUUAACAGAAUCCACCUUAAAUCUCUGCCUUAACUGCACAAGGCAAAACAAGUGAGAAUUAGCCACGGAGAGGGGGGCUUUAACAUUAAAAAAAAAAAAAGGGAGAGAGAAAGAAAGAAAACAAGGCUCCAUUUAGCCCUGUGCUGCAAGGCCUCUCACUCUGUGCAAGGGAAGGGGGAAUUACCUUAAGUAUAGGGUAGGUGGCCUCACAGGGGUGGGGAGGGGGGUUGAUUGCUCUCAAUCAGAAAGUUUGAUGAUGACCAUGACUACGAUGGCUGACGGCUUGGAAGCUCAGGACUCCUCCAAGUCUGCCUUUAUGGAGUUUGGUCAGCAGCAGUCCCACUCCCAGCAAAGCUCGCCGGUCAUGGCAGCCGGUCACUACCCUCUGCACUGCCUGCACUCCGGCUCCCACCCUCACCAUCACCCGCACCACCAGCAGCACGACAGCUACUCCGGCAGCAACUCGUACAGCCGCUCCCUGGCCGCCUACCCUUACAUGAGCCACUCUCAGCACAGCCCCUACCUGCAGUCGUACAGCAGCAACAGCAGCAGCAGCACCACGACUCAGAGCCGAGUCGAAGAGCCAGGUGAGGCCGAGCACUACUCCUUCUCUGCAGCCCCAGGAGCGCCCUUGCUUAUUCUGCCCUGGGGUCGCUGCUAUACUCUGCAGUCUCCGUUACAGAUGCACCUACUUUGUGGCAUUGUGACUGACUAUGGGAGACACGGUUUGUGCCAGCACCGGGCACACGACUUUGCUUUAUUUUCUCUCCUUUUCCUCUUUAUACUGUGCAGAUUUGCUUGGAACUGCUUAUUUUAUUCCCUUAUGUACAUUAUUGCUCUUUCUUCUUGUGCAAUUAUUCAUAGAAAUACAAUCGUGUCAUUAUUUAGAACGUGAUACAUGCAGUGUUAUAUUUAUAUACAUAUAAAUAGGUUUUACUACCCGGUAUAUAGGAAGCGCUUUUUUUUUUUAUUAAUAACUGCAUUUUAGGGGAAAACUGAAUUUAAGCUAGCGUCCUUCUGAGUGACAACCCAAUUUAACAAUAAGUACCAGAAAGGGGGGAGGGAUGUCUAGUAUUGCACAUGGAUUCACUUAUUUGCUUAUUAGGUUAUUUAUUCCGUACGCUUUGCUUAUUGCUAAUAAUAAUUAUAUACAUCAUACCCACUAAAAUCUGCUGUUUAGUAUAAUAGUUAUUAUCGUUAUCGCUGUCUGCGGCAACAUCUAUCCAAUCAUCUUCUUAUUAAGCAAACUAUGAGAGUGUCCCUGCUUCUCAUGUGGGGACUGUCCAGUUUUAAUGAAAGUUAUUCGUUUUCAAUUUAAUGACUGGCAUUAUGGAAAUUAUACAAUUAUUUUCACAAUUAUUAUUUGUACUAGUAGAAAAGUCUGUAAAUAACAAUGCUUAUAAUUGUUGUAAUUAUUAUAUUACUAUGAUAUAUUAUAUUAGUAAUGACAAGCAUAAGUGACAUUACUAUUAUAUAUAAUACUAGUAGAAACGAUAAAAAGAAUAAUAUGUUUGGGGCGAAAUGUACAACUGAAUAUGGAUUUGCAGUCAUUUCCAUUGGUUUAGUAAAAUCCAGUGCAAUUGUGUAUUUCCCUGUAUUUAAGCGAAACGUCUUUAGGAAUUGCCACAGGCCGCAGUAAUAUCGGUUCAAGUGAAUGAGUAAUUUUCCCUUUUAAUACAAAAUAAUGUUUAAGGCAAAUCCCUUUACUGUAACGCUUGCCUUUCCUAAUCUUUAGGGGUUUAUGUGUGUAUGUAAUGUGCUUAUACAAUAACAAGGGUGAAAAGGCAGAGUAUUUUGUAUUUAAAUUGGUUCUUUGGCCUCCUUGUUUUGGCAAGUAAAUAAAGAUCUGAUGAAAGGCCUGCUGCCUGUACUGGAAAAAUAUGGGCACUCGCGUUCACUGCGUUGAUGUCACAAUGAAGGGGUUUGAUUUGUGUCAUGAAAAAUGGACGUGAGAUUCUUUUUGAAAUGACCGAUAUUUCCCCCAAGUUAUUUAUUUCCACACGGCAGAUGAUUUGAUUGGAAGAUAUAUGACUGGGCGAUCAGAAACUCGAAAUCACCGAUUGUUCACUCACUAGGCAGCAAAUUGGUUACAUAAAGUCAAUUAGCCGUGUAAACAUCUCGUUGGCUGAAAGGAUCCCCAGCCUUUCCUAGAGAAUAAUACAAUAUAUCUGCUGCUUUACUGGAGCCUCAUGCAAGAGCUCAUCCGUGCCAUUUAGUGUCUGGGCCAUAUACAAAGAGCAACUAGAACGAUUCCAUUUUUACAAAAUUAAUUAAAAAAGGAAUAGUCUCCAUGAAGUCUACAUAUAUGGGUCAUUACAUUCAAUGAAUUUAGCUUCUUAUGCUGUAAUCAUAUGAUUGUAACUAAGUAAAUACUAUUCUCUAACAUUCAUGUGCUUCUUCUUUAGCGGAACAGCAAAAAACAACAGUGAUCGAAAAUGGGGAAAUUCGGUUUAAUGGGAAAGGGAAGAAAAUUCGCAAACCCCGGACGAUAUACUCUAGUCUCCAGCUGCAGGCUUUAAAUCAUCGCUUCCAGCAAACCCAAUACCUGGCACUACCAGAGAGGGCAGAGCUAGCCGCUUCUUUGGGUCUCACUCAAACACAGGUAAAGAUUUGGUUUCAGAACAAACGGUCCAAGUACAAGAAGCUGCUGAAACAAGGCAGUAAUCCCCUGGAAAGCGAUCCAUUGCCCGGCACAGCCGCCCUCUCCCCUCGCUCUCCAGCUAUUCCUCCCGUGUGGGACGUUUCGGCCUCUGCCAAGGGGGUUAGUAUGGCCCCCAACAGCUACAUGCCUGGCUACUCCCACUGGUACUCGUCCCCGCACCAAGACACAAUGCAGAGAUCACAAAUGAUGUGAAGCUUCUAGGUCCAGUUUGGCAAAGACUUGUGGAACAAGUGGCGCCCAUGCCAGUCAUGUGCCAGGAUCUGGGGGACUUACAGUGGCGGUGCAGGAGCCCAUCAGUGGGCUAAGCCUCAGUGAUACACCUCAUUGGCCCUUGGAUAAUCUCUCCUGGACUCCAAGAUAAAAACAAACAAACAAGUUUGGAUUAAAGGGCAAGUUAUCUGCAUGAGACAAAAAUUUUCUUACAAAAGCCAUGUACAGCAUGUGUGGCGUGAGCAAGGAGCAGGGAGAGGUGGCACCCAACAGCAGGCUUGGAACCCUAUAAAAUAAUGGAUCUUUGUGUCUCAUGGACCCUGCUUAGGAACCACUGUUUUGUAGCAAGACUGUGAAUGGAUCGGCUCUGGGGCCCGCUGGCAUUCGCUUGGCAAGCUAUAGAGACAUUUCUAAAAAUGACAUAUCUGUAUAUAUUGUUGAAUUGCAGUUGUAUAUAUCCUUUGUAUGUUAUUGUCUUUCAUAAAUGGAAACAAAACAAGCAUUCCUCAAAA
Xenopus tropicalis (tropical clawed frog) is the source of this 3421-nucleotide messenger RNA. RefSeq names its product distal-less homeobox 6 (gene dlx6). The record is from RefSeq and is marked validated. NCBI's taxonomy places the organism in Eukaryota, Metazoa, Chordata, Amphibia, Anura, Pipidae.